AGGGUUCACUGCAGAGACCAUCAUCAAAGCUUGUUAUCUCAACUCCCAUAUUCUGCCUUCAUCUGCGGCGGCCCUAUUUGGGCAACAAAACCAAGCCAUGUCAAGUUUAUAUGGUCAAAACUUGAACUUCUCACCUGCUAGAGCCCCUUCUCCACAUAUAUGGACCAACCCAGAUAUUGAAAGCUCAUACCUUGCAGAGCUACUGGAAGAAAAGAAGAAGUUGGCUCCCUUUGUGCAAGUUCUUCCUAUUUGCAGUAGAUUGUUGAAUCAAGAGAUCUUGAGGGCUUCAGGGAUGAUACCCAAUCAAGGGUUUAAUGACUAUGACAGACUGCAACGUGGUAGCCCAAGUCCUCUGAAUCCUAUAGAUAUUAUGCCUGAAGUUGCCGCUAAAGGUUUAGGUCGUUGGAAUGGAAAUGCUGGUUGGAGUCCUCUUCAGCAUGAGUCACAGCGAUUUGGUGGGCCACAAGGACUGCCGAUUGAUCAUUGGAAUGCGGCACCGGCGAGCCCAAGUUCUUUCAAUACAAAAAGAGUGUUGCGCUUGGAUAUACCUGUUGACAGCUUUCCUAAUUUCAACUUUGUCGGACGGCUUCUAGGUCCUCGAGGCAAUUCCUUAAAGCGAGUCGAAGCUUCUACCGGAUGCCGUGUCUUCAUUAGAGGAAGGGGUUCUAUAAAAGACCCUGACAAGGAGGAGAGUCUGAGGGGAAGACCAGGCUACGAGCACCUUAACGAGCCACUACACAUCUUAAUCGAAGCAGAAAUGUCCGCAAGUAUCAUCGAUGUACGUUUGAGACAAGCACAAGAAAUCAUCGAAGAGCUGCUCAAACCCGUGGAUGAGUCUCAAGAUCUGUAUAAGAGACAACAGCUGAGAGAGCUGGCUAUGUUAAACAACAACUUCAGAGAACACAGUCCGCAACCGAGAGGCAGCGUGUCGCCUUUUGGUUCGAGUGGAAUGAAGCGAGCCAAGACCGGUUGGUGAGGAAUGCACAAUGUGUACAACUCCUUGAUGCAUGGUUCACCAUCCGUGGUGGACUUUUUAACUGAAAAAUGAAACAAGGGUCACAGAACAGUUUGAUGUAGGUUUUUUCAUUUAUUUAUUUUCUUUUUAUAUUUUAAAUAAUAAUUUGUGUUUUUUUGUUGGUUUGUAGGUCUUGGGACAUUAUUAGUUGCUUGGUUUCCUUUUUGUUGUCAAAUUAAGUAGAAACAGUUAUUGGAUUUAUUUGUUAUCAACCUUUCUUUGUGUUAUUAGUAUUUUAUAUAGUGCAACUAAUGGCACCAAGUUGCUUC
Molecule: messenger RNA, 1284 nt
Organism: Cynara cardunculus var. scolymus (artichoke)
Lineage: Eukaryota; Viridiplantae; Streptophyta; Magnoliopsida; Asterales; Asteraceae
Product: KH domain-containing protein At3g08620-like
Exons: 7
Coding region: 98-976 (292 amino acids)
Biological process (GO): regulation of mRNA splicing, via spliceosome
Cellular component (GO): nucleus
Molecular function (GO): mRNA binding
Source: RefSeq, a predicted model, not a curated record